Molecule: messenger RNA, 773 nt
Organism: Microdochium trichocladiopsis
Lineage: Eukaryota; Fungi; Ascomycota; Sordariomycetes; Xylariales; Microdochiaceae
Exons: 2
Coding region: 154-750 (198 amino acids)
Source: RefSeq, a predicted model, not a curated record
GCCAGCACAACUUGGGCCGCAUGACAGGGAGUCCAAUUGUAUCCACUGGGGCGCGCAACACUCUUGGCACAAGCCAGGUCCUUGAAGCCCGACUCUCGACACAAGUGUCCGGCUCCGAUAUAAAGGCAAGCCGCUGCUCAGGCCUAUCCGGAGAUGGUCUUCCCUUCCUUCCUCACACUUUGCGGAGCAGACCACAGUAGCACGCGCGACAGAGUCAGCAAUAAGAACAGAAACACCAACAAGAACACCAACGAAAACACCACAAGAACAAUAACUUGUCUCUUUUGUCCUGAGGGAAGCAUUAUACAGGAGAGGAAAGAUGCACAUCGAGAUGAGCGACCUGCGGCAGAGUUUGGCCAGCAGCUGAGCCCGGGUGGGGCAAAGAAAGCACACGUGGAUCCUGUUGAAAUUUUGAAAAAGAGACAGGAGCUGUUGCAAAAGGCGCAGGGUGAUUUGGACGAAGAGGGGGAAAAGUUGUGCGAGGCGCAGGAGCUGGUGGACAAGAAGCAGAGGCUGCUGAACAAGCUGCAGAAUGAUUUGGACCAGGAGAAGAAGCGGUUGAACGAGGAGCAGGAGCUUGAUACGGUAGGGCAGACAGAUGGUUCGGCGGAGCACCAACUCCAUGGCAAUCAUCACCUUGCGCGUCUCUCGCUACCGUCUUUGACAUUGGAUUCAUGGUAUGCGGCGCUGACUGAGCAGCUGCAUGCUUUGAGCGAGGUCGGCAAUGUAGAUUGUCGAUUCAGUUUAUGAAAUGAGUGAAUACAAGAACGCAC